Molecule: messenger RNA, 1224 nt
Organism: Theobroma cacao (cacao)
Lineage: Eukaryota; Viridiplantae; Streptophyta; Magnoliopsida; Malvales; Malvaceae
Source: RefSeq, a predicted model, not a curated record
AUGAGAAGUGCUUGUAGACUUGAUAAGGUUAAUUUGCCGUAUGGGAAUGUAAUUACAUCUUGUGUGCAAAAGAAGGAAAUAUGGGAAAAGAGCUAUCAUAUGGACUUGGUAAAAACCAAAGAUCACGCUAUUUAUUAUGGGAGCUUGGUUAAAAUGGGGUAUAUACUCGAUGGGGAAAGAUUCAUUAAGACCCCAAAGACUGGUCCAAGAAAAAAACACAACCUACCUGCUCAACCUAAAGAAGCCCCUUCCAGAUUCUCAAAUGAAGUAAUUUUUAAUUUGCUAAUGAGGAUUGAUGGAAAGCUGACUGACCAAGGAGAAAAUAUACAGAAAAUUGAAGAGAGAGUUACUAAGUUGGAAAACAAGCUGAAGGAGAAAGAAAACAUGCCAUCUGAACCUAUGGCUGUAAAUAGUUCUGCCACAUCCAGCACUGCACCUGCACAGCAAGGAGCUGAAGGUUCAGCUGAGCCAGUAGAAAAAUCUUCUCCUCAUGUUAAAAGUUCUGGCAUUCAAGCUGAAGGUUCCACCUACAAGUCUACCAGUCUUGUUCUGCAAAUUAAAGACUCUCCUCAAGGGGUUGAUCAGCUAGCCAAGACAUCCUCUCCUGAACCUCAAAGCAAAAAUGAUUCAGAACAAAGGACAAAAGUGGUUGGUUCAGAGACAAAGAAACAACAAACCUCUCCUCCAAAUUCAGAGGAAGUUUCCAUCAUGGAUAUCUUUCACCAAAUGGUUAAGGAGGGACAAGCUGAAAAAAACACUGCCAGGAUAGAAACUCAAAAGGAUGGUGAAGAUGUAGAAAAAGGAAAACAGCCUACAUCAGCUACCAAAGUAAAGGCAAAAGCAGAAAAAUACAAAGCCACUAUAACACCACCAACUGAGGCAAAACCACCAACCAAAGGCAAGAAGACUAUGGCAACCAAGACAACUUUUCUCAAGAGAAAAAAGUCUUCCAAGUUGGCAAAGAAAUCCAAACCAGUUUCAACCUCUUCUCUUCAGAGUCCAAUCCCUGUCUCAGACAAGUCCACACCAGAACCUUCCUUUAGACAGUCAUCACCUCUCCGAGAGCCCUAUCCUUUUCCUCUAAACCCUUUCUAUGACACUGAAUCUUCACCUUUUGACACAUCAGAUGAAUAUAAGCCCCUUACAUUGAUUCUGACAAAAAAAGGGAGUAGAAUGGGUGCAAGAACCAGAGAAUGGGUGCAGGAGUUAAAAAAAAAAUGUUAG